This is a messenger RNA of Fonsecaea erecta, 1176 nucleotides long. RefSeq lists its product as hypothetical. NCBI's taxonomy places the organism in Eukaryota, Fungi, Ascomycota, Eurotiomycetes, Chaetothyriales, Herpotrichiellaceae. The transcript has a single exon. Bases 1 to 1176 code for a protein of 391 amino acids. The record is from RefSeq and is a predicted model, not a curated record.
AUGGUCAACGAUGCUCGCACUGUCGCCAUCCAAACGCUGUGCGACAUUCACCUCCACAAAUCCUUUAUUCUGCCUGCCUCCGCUGUUCCCAAUGCCAGGGAGGAUCUACGGAUUACCUACUCAGACCUUGGCUAUCAUCCAGAUAGCACCAAAAAGUUGGCUGACGGCGGCGACGGAGAUGCUGGCUCGGAUCCAUGCGUCGUCUUUUUCAUCGGUGGCCUCCUAGGUGGGCGCUAUAUACUCUGUCGCUCAGCCAGCGUUGCCCGGCGUCUCAAGAUCCGCAUCAUCUCCAUGGAUAGGCCGGGGCUCGGUGGAUCAACCCGGGUUCCUCUCGACCAGCGUGUGGCAACACAGGUUGCCGCUGUUCCUGCUCUGCUGAGUCACUUGGGCAUCAGACACGUCACUCUAGCAUCCCAUUCUGGAGGAGCGCCGUACUUGUUCGCAACUCUUCUGGCACACCGUGGGUUGCUGCAUCCAAAGCGGCCUCAUAUCGUCAUGCUCUCUCCAUGGGUGCACCCAGAAGAAGGAGGCGCGCUUUUGAUGCAGAUCACGGCAAUGCUGCCGCUGCAGGUGGUUGCCAAGUUCUCUUCGUGCGCCAGAGCUGUCAAUCGCACCUUUGCAUUCAGCUCGGGCUUACGUGGGAGAUCUCCCAGCAAAUUAGCCCCUGUUGUCGCACCCAAGUCUGGAGAGAUCAAUGACCAGAAGCUCAACGAGGGUUCUUCUGAAAGAGCGGUUCUGACUGAAAUGGAGGCCUUGAUCCCUAAGUACAUGUUCGCCGAAGAUAUUGAAGGCUCUUCAGACGAUGUCAUUUUAUUUUUACGGAAGCAUGUGCACCCCGUAAUCGCCACAGGAGACACCGGCGCUGUACAGGGCAAGGACUGGCUGCAUUGCCGGACUAUUGCUGAUGCCGUCGUCGAGCAAGAAAAGCGCCUGAACCAGAGCACCGUCGACUCGGAGAACCUCCACGUAGAUGUGCUACAUUCCGAAAAGGACAUCCUGAUUCGGCCCAGCGGAUCAAGACACUUUGAUGACUGCUGGACAAACGCUGUAUCAUCAUCGAAAAUCACUUUCAACCCAAAGAUUAUCAAGGGUACCAGUCACGAUUCCAUCCUAGAUCCUAUCCACGGUGCCGACGAGACUUGGCUCCAAUAUGUGGCUCAGCGAUGGUACGGUUGA